AGAGAUGCAGAGGGAGAGGGGGUUCCUCAGACAGUGCCUAAAGCCGUACCCUAACCUGUUCGCUUCCGGAACCCCAUGCAUUUCUACUCGAGCCAGUUGGGAGUUGCCCCUCCAAAAUGUCCAACAAAAGACAGAACAAGCACCCGCUCUGUGCCAUGCCCUACGCUGGACGCUGGGGUCAAGACUUUUUCAGGCCCCGUGCCGGUCACUCUCUGGAAGUCCACAGCCCGCAGGGAAGAUCCUCUGGAGCCAGAGAAACACGCAGAUCUGUUCCCAGGAAGAGAGGCAGAGAGCGAGCGUGGAGGCAAGAAGGGCCACCCCUGGGUGCCACUGCGGCUCGGCAAUCCCUACUCGUGCCUUCUCCUGCCCAGGGAACGCCACACCCUCACCCGUGUGGUUUGCGGCUGGCUUUUCUGUCUUUGCCCAGCUUGCUGACUUAAGGAACCAGGAAGAAAUACACACACCCGCAGGGCUUAUCACACACCUGGGCUUCGCUCACCAACCUGAGUGUCUCCUUCAAAGGGAGGGAGGCAUCUUACGAGGUCACAGACGUGUGCCUAACACCGGAGCCUGAGCAGAAGAGGCCACGUGAGAGGGUCUCCCCCUGUCGUGUGGUCACUGACACUUCGUGAUGGGGGCCAGCGUGUGGGCAGCCCUGGGACUCGCCCUGACCUGCAUCUCGGCCUUUAGCCUCAUCUCCCCUGCCUGGUUCCAGAGCCCCACCUUCUCCUUUGGGGUCCUCACCUACUGUUCCUGGCCUCAGGGUGACAGCUGGAACCAGAGCUGUGGGACCUUCGGGUCCCUGGAUGAUAUUCCUGACUUCGCCUGGAAGGCUGCAGCUGCGCUUCUCCUUGGAGGCUGGCUCCUGUUGGCCUUUAAUGCAAUCCUCCUCCUGUCCUGGGCGCUGGCCCCCAAGGAGCUGUGCCUGAGGAUGGGCAGCGGCAGAACGCCGGGCAUGCAGGCCGCUGCAGUGACCACUACCGUUGUGGGCCUGCUGGUUUUCCCCAUCAGCCUGGCCUCCCCGUUCGCCAAGGAGGCCUGCGGGACCUCCUCUGUGUACCGCAGUGGACAGUGCCAGCUGGGCUGGGGCUACGUGACCGCCAUCCUCAACGCCGUCCUGGCCAGCCUGGUGCCCGUGAUCAGGUGGCUGAGCGUGACCCAGGUGCGGGGCAGGGCCAUCCACUUCACCAGCAACACGGAGAAAAUCACGGUCAUGCCCAAAGGGAGCAAAUAAAAUUUUCCCAGGAGGAGGAAAAAGAGCCCAUGCUAUAGCUCUAUGGAAUCGCCACACCCCGGGCUCACAUCCCACUUCCACUGCUCCCCGUGGCUUCAGGCCCGCCCCUCACCUCUCCUGACCCCAGUGAGUUCUUCUGGAAAAUGGGGAGGUAGAUACUGCCACCUCGUCUGGUGGUUAUUUUGGGAACUCAGGGACCCUGAGGCCAUGACUAGGAAAUCACCCCCCUAUGGGGUGACUGGGGUACAUGGUACACACACUGCAUGCAAAACGGCCUCACUUAUUCUCCUGCCUAGAUCCACACCCCUUUCCAAUGUCAGUUUUCAAAGCCUCCCGCCCAGUGGUGGGGUCUGCUUCCCGGUUGCCAGAGUCGGAGCUCGGCCAGGAGACUACUCUGCCCAAGAGAAUGAGUUGGGAAUGACUUGAUGCCCAUCUCCAGCCUGGGCCUCGAGAGGCCAUGCACC
This is a messenger RNA of Phyllostomus hastatus (greater spear-nosed bat), 1698 nucleotides long. RefSeq names its product LHFPL tetraspan subfamily member 7 (gene LHFPL7). The coding region runs from base 632 to 1234 and encodes 200 amino acids. The record is from RefSeq and is a predicted model, not a curated record. Gene Ontology annotation, cellular component: membrane. NCBI's taxonomy places the organism in Eukaryota, Metazoa, Chordata, Mammalia, Chiroptera, Phyllostomidae. The transcript is spliced from 4 exons.